Macadamia integrifolia is the source of this 1161-nucleotide messenger RNA. RefSeq names its product serine/arginine-rich splicing factor RS31-like. The coding region runs from base 105 to 854 and encodes 249 amino acids. The transcript is spliced from 6 exons. Lineage: Eukaryota; Viridiplantae; Streptophyta; Magnoliopsida; Proteales; Proteaceae. The record is from RefSeq and is a predicted model, not a curated record. Gene Ontology annotation, molecular function: RNA binding. Gene Ontology annotation, cellular component: nuclear speck. Gene Ontology annotation, biological process: mRNA splicing, via spliceosome.
GUAAGGUUUCUUUUCUUCUCGUGCGCUUAGGGUUUCUUUCACUUCGCUUUUUCUCGAAGGAUCAAAGGUUUCCGGGAGGUAUUUUAUUUCGUGUAUAAACCAGUAUGAGGCCGGUGUUUUGCGGAAAUUUCGGUUACGAUACUCGCCAGUCUGAGUUGGAGCGCCUGUUCAAUAAAUAUGGAAGGGUCGAGCGCGUCGACAUGAAAUCUGGUUUUGCAUUUGUUUAUUUUGAUGAUGAGCGUGAUGCCGAAGAUGCCAUAUCUCGUCUUGACAACACGCCAUUUGGUUACAGUAAACGUAGGCUAUCAGUGGAGUGGGCAAGGAAUGGUGAAAGGGGGGGUUCACGUCAUCGUGAGGGAUCUAGGUCAAUGGCCAAUCAGAAGCCCACAAAAACUCUUUUUGUGAUCAACUUUGACCCAGAGCGCACAAGGAUCCGUGACAUUGAAAGGCACUUCGAACCUUAUGGGAAGGUUCUGCAUGUGCGGAUUAGAAGAAACUUCGCAUUUGUGCAGUUUGAAACUCAGGAAGAUGCUACAAAAGCACUCGAGUGUACUCAUAUGAGCAAGAUAUUGGACAGGGUGGUAUCUGUUGAGUAUGCCUUGAGGGAUGAUGGCGAACAACGAGGCGACAGGCGGGACAGCCCUAGAAGAGGUGGUUAUGGGAGGCGUGGGGAUAGCCCAUAUGGUGGUAGGUCAAUUAGUCCAAUACACCGCAGGGGCCGACCAAGUCCUGAUUAUGGGCGUGCUCGCAGUCCAGUUUAUGAUAGGUACAAUGGCCCUGCCUAUGACAGGAACCGCAGUCCGGAUUAUGGCAGAUACCCUAGCCGGUCUCCUGUGCGGAGGUCAAGAACCUGAAGAUUGCAGUGGAGAAAGGGUUAACGAUGGGUGUGAUAGGCAGUUGACGUUGUUGGAGGUGGCAUUUUACUUUGAGAGGUGCAUUUCAGUAGACGGGUAGUCUUAGUUUAGUUUAGUUUAGUUGACCUUAAUUUAGUUCUUAUGUUCCUGAUUAGCAGUGUGUUUUUAUGCUUCGAACUGGUUAUUUAUCUACCUGGAAGUUCUUCAAGGCUUCCUCUGGUUGAAUGUAAAAUGUUGUAAAGUUUAGACAAAACAGUAUGGUAGAUGGCGGAUUUUCAACUAAUUCAAAUGAUGGUUGUGUUUCGAA